UUAUCUCAUACAGUCUCUGGCGCUUUGCAACAAGAGAAUGUGUGUAUAGUAAAGCGCCACACGUCGAAACAAGAAUUCCUGAUAGAAAGAAGGGAGUAGGAGCAAUAUCUGGAAAGAGGGCAAUUCCCAGGAUGUCGCAGAUGCUAUUUUUUAAGUUGCUGCAAAAGUCAUGGAACGGAGAAGAACAUGCGUGCAUAACUUGGACUCUUUCUUUCAUUUUAUUACCUGCAAACGCCUACGGUCAUUGCGCUUGUAUGAUUCGUGGCCAAAAAGAGGAAGUAAUUCAGCAGCGCCGCCAGCAAGCAAUUGAUUGCCGUGCACGUCAAGAAAAAUGAUGAUGUCAGGCCACUGUAGGUCGUCACAGAUUUGAACUCGCCGGCCACCAGGACCCACACAAGGAGGUAAAACGACAUGCCGCAGGAUUGGUAGAAGAGGAGGCUCCACUCGUUGUCCGCGCCGCCAUUUGAAAACUCGCGCUUGCUGAUGACGCUGUACCAGGAGCCCGCCAUGACACCCAUUACGGCCAAUGUGACUCCAACCGCCGAGAAAAAGAGGUCUGCCCUGUCACAUGAAAGACCGCUUCUUCGAUUGCCACGAAGAGUGCGUUCGUGGCUGACCAUGCUGCAACAAGCGCUCCAACGGUCAU
Vitrella brassicaformis is the source of this 646-nucleotide messenger RNA. The record is from the annotation of a GenBank genome assembly. NCBI's taxonomy places the organism in Eukaryota, Vitrellaceae.